Chroicocephalus ridibundus (black-headed gull) is the source of this 6892-nucleotide messenger RNA. RefSeq names its product protein phosphatase, Mg2+/Mn2+ dependent 1K (gene PPM1K). The transcript has 7 exons. NCBI's taxonomy places the organism in Eukaryota, Metazoa, Chordata, Aves, Charadriiformes, Laridae. The record is from RefSeq and is a predicted model, not a curated record. Gene Ontology annotation, biological process: peptidyl-threonine dephosphorylation. Gene Ontology annotation, molecular function: protein serine/threonine phosphatase activity; cation binding. Gene Ontology annotation, cellular component: cytosol; nucleus; mitochondrion. The coding region runs from base 269 to 1387 and encodes 372 amino acids.
AUGCGGCGGGACGGCCCCCGCCGCCGCCCCAUUGGGCCCGGCGGGUUCGGGCCGGUCGUCGGGGCGGGGCCGGGGGAAAGGACCGGCGGGCGGGAGCGCGCCCCGCGCCUGGGAUCGGGAAAGCGCCGCUUUCGCAUCUGUGGGGCGCAGCUCCCCACCGACGACCGGCCACGGAAGGAGUUUUCUCUUUGUUCUUGAAGACAUUCCAGCAGCUGCGUAUCUUUUAUUGUUGAUCUUUUAUUGCCACGAAUCUCUGUGAAGACAAGUUAUGUCAACAACUACUUUAAUUAAUUUGGUACGAAACGGAGGGUAUCAAGUAAGAAGGAGAGCCGUGCUGACGUCCCGCCUCUUGCAAGACGAGAAGCGCCCGAUAGCCGCAUGCUACAGCUCCACCUCCGAGCGCCGUGCUUCCCGCUUCGAUUCAGACGGGAGCGGGCGACCUACCACAUGGGACACCUUUGGCAUCUGGGACAAUCGCAUUGACGAACCUAUUCUCCUCCCACCAAGCAUAAAGUAUGGGAAGCCGAUUCCGAAAGUCAGCCUGGACAAUGUGGGCUGUGCUAGCCAUAUUGGGAAGCGUAAGGAAAAUGAAGACCGGUUUGAUUAUGCUCAGCUGACAGAGGAUGUCCUAUACUUUGCAGUAUACGAUGGACACGGCGGGGCAGCAGCAGCAGACUUCUGUGAUAAGUACAUGGAAAAAUAUAUUAAAGAAUUUCUUGCUCAGGAAGAGAACUUGGAAAAUGUUUUGAGCAAAGCUUUUCUAGAAAUAAACAAAGCAUAUGAAAGGCACGCUCAUCUCUCUGCUGAUGCAACUCUGAUGAACUCUGGGACCACUGCAACAGUGGCUCUGCUCCGGGACGGUAUUGAGCUCGUUGUGGCAAGUGUGGGAGACAGUCGUGCUCUGCUGUGUCGCAAGGGAAAGGCCAUGAAACUCACCAUUGACCAUACUCCAGAAAGAAAGGAGGAGAAGGAAAGGAUUAAGAAGUGCGGUGGCUUUGUUGCCUGGAACAGCUUGGGACAGCCUCAUGUGAACGGUAGACUUGCAAUGACGCGGAGCAUAGGAGAUUUGGAUCUUAAAAACAGUGGUGUGAUAGCCCAGCCAGAAACAAAAAGGGUUCAGUUGCAUCAUGCAGACGACAGCUUCCUGGUCCUUACUACAGAUGGUAUUAACUUCAUGGUGAACAGUCAGGAGAUCUGCGACUUCAUUAACCAGUGCCAUGAUCCUGCCGAAGCUGCCCACGUUGUUACUGAGCAGGCAAUGCAAUUCGGCACUGAAGACAACAGCACAGUUGUCAUAGUGCCAUUUGGAGCAUGGGGAAAGUACAAAAAUGGUGAGAUCAACUUCUCCUUCAGCCGCAGUUUUGCUUCCAGCGGGAGGUGGGCGUGAAGACCUGCCACAGCUAUCUUUUCCUGCCAUAAUCUGGACACAGCGUGCUACAGGAGAACACAUCCAUCUGUUCAUAGGUUGACUCGGUGUCUUGUCCAUCUCUUCUGUUCCCAGUGUUAUAGAAGAUGCCACUGUUCCCUCGGUGCAUAAUGCCCUGUUGUUGCUUAUGGCUGUUGCAUUUUGCUGCAUUUAUUUAUUCCAGUCGGCAUUGAGGCAGCUAUUCCUUUGGUUUUGUAGCCCCAGCAGCUCUGCACAUCACUUAGUUCCCAUAGACGAGGCUCUGGGCUUUCACCGAAGGCUAGAGGUGUUGCACAAUUGUUUCCUACCGACUUGUGUUACCCAGGACCCUUAGUUACCUGGCAGCUGUAUAAGUCUUGAGUCUCUGAGCCACAUGCUGGCUUCUUUGUAUGUUAAUACACGGGGGAACAAACGCACAGUGUUCUUAGGUAGACAAAAAGCAGGUUUGUUGUCUUCCUCUGCUGUGCAGCCAGCCAAAACUCCCCUGUGCUUCAGAAGAAGCAGGUGAAAAAUAAGGGAGAAGUUUCAGAAGUGUUUAGGUUCUGAUGCCAGUGGCAUUUGGUGUAGCUGAACAGCUUCCUGAGACAGUGCUGCUUUGCAGGGCUUUAUGCUCUCACUGCCAUCAUCCGUGAUCCUCUAGCUCUAAGGAGACGGAGCAGGCUGGAGCCACGUGCUGUUGGACAGAUGGGAAUGUUUCUCCAUUGUGUCUCUGUGGACCACGCAGCAGCCCCUUGCACUGGCUUGUCUCUGGUGUGCCAAUGCUUGACAGGAGCACAGAGGAGGGAAAAGCUGCACAUUUUUGAUAUCCAGAAACUCUCAUCUACUUGAAUUUCUUUCUUUUUUUUAAAAAAAGAAAACCAGCUAAUUUCUGAGAGUUUACUAAUCAAGAUUCUUUGGACGCAAGACAGGAGAGUUUAUUUCUUCAUAAAUAUAUGAGGAUUUUCCUGCCCUCUGCUGAAGGUUUCUUUCAGUUAGUUGUGAUCUCCUGUGUCUCUUCAUGUUAUACAGGGAGCUGUAAAAAUGCCCAAAGCAGGCAAGCUAGAGAAAGAAGUGAGCAUUAUAAUAGCUGUAAGGUAAUUUUUAUAAGUUUUGAGUAUCGUUUGUAGUAGAUUUCAGAUAUUCAGACAUCAGAAAGUAGUUUUAUACUUAAAGGAAGCAUUUCCACUUCCCUUUCCGGAGGGAGUCUGCGUCCAGUGAGGCACAGGGGGCCAGAGCUCUGAGCCAGCUCGUAUCACUGCUGUGACACAGACUGCAGGUGACGUGUUGGCAUCAGAUGGAGAUCUGCUCCAGCGUGUCUCCUUCAGACCUUCUUCCUCCGCCUCACAUCAAAUGUGCAGCUCCUGUGGCCUCCGAGUCACCCUGUUUCAAUGAAAUAUGGGCAGAGAAGAACUGGGCUUUCCUCAGGCUUGCCGCAAUAUUUUUAAUUCUAUGGAUGUGUCCAACAGCACAAUUGUAAAAACAAAACAAAGUGAAAGAGAAGUUGCCUGAUACUAAAUCACCUUGCAAUAAGGAAAAGUAUAUCUGAGAUGCGUGGCCUGAUUCUCAUUUUGCAGCGUGAAGCACGCAUCUUCGUUACUUUUAGCCCUUUCCUUUGAGACCAGGGUUACACCUGAGGCAGUCAUUCCACAUGUUUUUCCUUGCCUCUGGUCGAAGGCCGAGCAACACCGAGCACAGUGUUGUACUGACAGCAUUAAGUACUAGGUGUUCAGAGAGUACGCUGGUUUUGUCCCAUCACUUGUUGUAUUACGUGGUGUAUGUAAUGUGUAUAUUCGGUUUAUAAGGACGGAGCGCUUGUGAGUUGGUAUAUGUAAAUCUGUCAUACUGGCUGCUGUUGCCCAGGCCUCUGUAAUGAGCACAUCACUGGUUUACAAUAAUAACCCCUUCUCUCUCCCCAGAUUUUCCCCAGGGUUGGGGUUCAGUCGUCACCUGAAGUCAGAAUGUUUGUUAGUCCUGGGUGCAGCCUUACCUACCUGAGGCACAGGGGCACUUUCAGUUGUUAGUGCGAGCAGGUUCUCGGUCUGAGGCAAGUUUGAAGAUUCCUACAACCCAUUUGGGGCAAAAAUGGCAAAACGCAGCCUCUCCCGAUCCCUUGAGAGGUCGCACCUGGUGCUCCAGGAAUGUGGUCGUGACGGGAUUGCACUGCAGCCUUUCUCCUGCCAAAGAAGGGACCUGCUAAAACAGCAAGUGUGAGAGUUGGUAGCAAAGGGUUAACCCCAGCAGCAGCCUUACUCUGGGCACAGCCAAGGGUUAGAGUCAGGCUCUGGAGAGGGAGUUGCUAUGGGGGUGGCUUUGGUAUCAAGUGUCAGAGAGGCUGGAGCAGUGCUGCAGGGAUUUGGACAAGGUCCAUCGACACUGUCCUGUUCCAAAUGCUGCUCAUUUCUGUUGGGCCGGCUAGUCAGCUAGCCAGAGAGAAGAUAUCAAGGGCACUGGGGGCGUUUGUGACAAGCAGAUUUUUUUGAGCAGUGCUGGAUACUUGCCGAGCUGAAGACAAGGUAUUACAUGCAGGCUGCUAAUGAAAAGCAUUGCCAAUGAAGAGCAGGUGCCCUGAGGAAUGACCUGGCAGUUAAAAGUAGCUUCUAAAUAUUGACCCAGGCGUAACACGACAGUUUUUCUUCUCACUGGAGGUUUUGGGGCAUUUUUUGGUUUAUACCUAUCUGGUUGCCUGAUUGCAUAGAGAACGUAAGUGGUUGGGGGCUUUUAUUUCUUCUAACAGAGUGGUUAUCCUCUCAGGGGAAGGAUACAUCCAUAACUUUUUUUUAAAUUUUAUAAAGGAAAGGAUAUGACAGAGCUUUGCAAAAUAGAUGAUUGGAUAGAGCGGUAUUAGCGGUUGCUAUUACUGCCUUAUACAAUCAGGGAAAAACUUAGAUUAGAAAGGACUUCUGGGUGUCAUCUAGCCUAGCCUCUUGCUCAAAGCAGGGCUAACUUCAGAACUGCAUACUGCAUGAAGGGGUGUCUCCUGACAUGGAAAUGCAGUGCCUGAACAUGGAUGGGAGAAAGAAGUUAGCACACAGUGGGGUUUACCUGUGGAACCACUUAAUUGUAUUGAAGUUACUUACCAGUAUUUAACAGGCCCUCUGUAGAGCUGCCAACCAAUUUCACAAAUAAAGCAGCACAUACAUAAAACUAAGAUACGAGCCUUUUUGCUCUAAGCAAAAGUGAAUCAAUAACUGACAGGAGAUUACAGAGAUGCAUUUCGUACGCACAGGUUAUUCCCUGCCCUGUUCACUCUAGUUUUCUGCAUCUCGUUCUGAAGUAAAUGAGCUACUGAUGAAGAUGACAUGCUUUGCCAAGCGGCCCAGUAGUCCGCUGUUCCUCCUUCCAUUAAGAACAGAGGUACCUUCACACUGGUUUGUGUGGAUUCUUUACUUCAUGCUGUGCAUGGCAAGACUCUUAAGUGCCAGCUUGAAAAGCAUAGUGUUUUGUAGAAACACUCCAUUACCGGGACCGUUGGUCUCUGCCUCCUGAAGCACAAUGCUGCUUUUUCCUGACAAGAUGACAGUGAACUUCCUCAAGAUUUAGUGCCAACUGCAGCAAGCCUUCUUUUUCUCCAAGAAGUCGAGAAAAGCCUGCAACUUUCUGGGUGAUGGAUUUUUUCAUCAUUUGACACUUCUCUCUGAAGAGUAUUAGAACAAGUCCCUGCCCUUGCAUUUCAGGUUUGAGGCUCUUUGGACACUGAAACCGUGUUGGCAGAAUGAGCUUUGCCAACACAUUUGUGUGUUGGGUGGGACACAGGUGGUGUACGGCACUGAAUUCAGAGUCCGUGGAGUAAAGCCAUGUUGGGGAAAAUGGAAGCGGUGUGUAGUAGUGGUACCAGAGGAUCAAAUUCGCAGUGCUGCAGGAACGUCUGGCCAGCAAACCUCGGCAUAUUGUUCUCCACCAGAGCUAGGUACUGCUCGGCUGUGAUAAAGGUGCACUUCUAGGUUUUUUCCUAUUUAGUGAAUAAGCCUCCUGCUGCCUAUAGCAGCUCUGCAAGCAACCAGCGUUUCACCCCAGGGACCAGUGAAAUUCUCUUGCCUAGCAGAAAGCUCUUUCAUCUUGGAGACAAAGAGCAAAUUGUCCAAACAGCAGCAGCUGCCUAUCAGAGCGGUUUAUUGUUGAAAGAUCGCUAGAUGUAUCUUACACUUUGAAAGAAAUGAAACCGACUCUCAGUUUGCUCUCUAGCUCCCCAUCUUUUCCAUCCAUCUAUUGUUUCAAUGAAAAGAACGAUAUUUUUUGUUUAUUACAGACUGAACUGAACAUUAAGGGUGGCCUAGUGAGCAAACCAUAACAAGCGUUUGCUUUUUUCCUGCCUUUUAGGAAUAGAUUCUCAACUCCUUUGGGUCUGGUAAGAGUAUUUUCUUGCCUGAACACUCCCCCUGGAGCAGUGGUGUAUCUCACUGUACAGGCACUGCAGGAGGCUGGGCUGGAGGUGCAGAAAGACGGAAAAAUGCUGUCCACCUAGAUACUUGGUUUUACUAUGAGGAUAUAGAAGGCACAGGGGGUCCUCAUGUUGCUGGAGGAUUUACUAGGACAGGUGCUGAGACUGCGACUGGAGUUCCAGCUCGGUCUCUCCACCACCUGGAAAAAGGGGUUUUGUGCUUUGUAGAAGGAACUCACUAAAAUGUCAUUUGCAGCCUUGAUUUAGGAGAGCUGGUCUCUCUGGAAGGUGAACAUAGUGCAAGAGGUUGACAUGGGGAUGAGAUCCAACAGUUUGUUUAAUACAGGGUCCUCGAUACAAUCAAUCCCUUUUGUUUGAAAAGCUCAGGGUUGGAGAACAAUCACGGAGCACAGUUUGUGGUUGAGAACAGGGGUGUGGGGAGAAAUCAGCAAUAUUACUGAUUUUUACAUACUUAGGGGAAAUGAAAAUUGUAAGGAGCUUAGACUCACCACAGGAUUUCCGCUGACUUCCAUGGGGUCAGGGUAUCAGAUCACCUUUUCUGUCUCAGCAGGCGAAUGUGCUGCGGUCAAAAGCAUUGGGAUUUCUAGUUAAGGGAGAAGCACAAACCAAGAGUACCAGUGAAACUGGUUUAAUAUUAAUUUUUCUUAAACAAACUCAGUUGGACACUGUUAGGUCCAUUGGUCACUCACCCAACAAGCCGAAUGUAUGGUAUAGCAACACUCUGGGUAUUCCUUGGUUCCGAAGCUGCUGUUCUCAAUGCAGAGAUAUCCACCCAGGAUAUUGAGUGCUUGGGCGGCAGCGCGUGUCAUAAAUUUCUACAGACUUAAGUGCAAUUGCGUACAUUUGUUACAUAGUUUGCCUUAGGACUGUGUAUAAUUCCUGUGGUUUGAUGUUUAUGUUUGGUGUAAUCAGUGUCCACAAUUCAUCUACUUCUUCAUUUUAGAGAGGUGUCCAUUUUGCCUUUGUUUUUUUUUUUUUUUUUUUUUUUUUUUUAAAAUGUUUGUUCAUCAACUCAAAGCUACAGUGGAGCAGAUAAGUCUACACUGGAAUGCUUAAAAGAUCUUUUAAUAAAUAAUUGGCUUCUAGAGUUGUGUCACUACAAAUGGAUU